CCGGAGUAGUCUUUGGGUGCUGCAAUUCUGGGUCGAGAGCUUCUUCAUCUUUCUCGAAUUAAUUUCUCGUUUUUUACAUUUAUUUUCGUCAACUAGCUACAGACAUGUUCACCUCUCUCUAGCACCACCCGAAUCUUCCUUCGUGGGGAUAUUCCCCCUCUCUUCAUUAUUCAGAUGGCAGAUGCAGGGAUACAGGGCAGCUGCCUCUCCUGGAUAUUCCAUUUGGAGGAAAUGGGACCCAACCUUUGUGACUGGGACUACUGUACUGAAUUGCUCAUCUGCAGUAUUUUUACAUGAUCCUCGCCUGUGUUCUUCAGUAUCUUGAGUCCAUAAGGCAAGAUCAAAACAGACUGCAGCAUCUAGAUGAAGUUGUUCCGCCAUGCAAUGUUCCUGGAAGGCUGUGAUUCUGCUAGCCCUGGCAUCCAUCGCAAUCCAGUACACGGCGAUCAGGACUUUCACGGCGAAGCCCUUUCAGAUCUGCCCGGCACCGAACCCUUUGAACUGUGGCCUGGGCCAGGAGUCGGACACCUUCGACAGGAUCUGCGAUGAGUACCCCUACUUCACCUACAACGUCUCCAGAAAGACCCACAUCCUUAUCCUGGCCACCACCCGAAGCGGCUCGUCCUUCGUGGGGCAGUUGUUCAACCAGCACUCGGAUGUGUUCUACCUGUUCGAGCCCCUCUACCACGUGCAGAUGACCCUGAUUCCCCGGCUCUCCCACAGCAAGAACACUGCCGACCGGAAAGUGCUGCUGGGGGCCAGCAGGGAUCUCCUGAGAAGCCUGUACGACUGUGACUUCUACUUCCUGGAGAGCUACAUCAGGCCCCAGCCGGUCAAUCACACCACGGACAAGCUGUUCCGCCGGGGGGCCAGCAGGGCGCUGUGCUCGCCCCCGGUGUGCGACGCCUUCGCUCCCGGCGAGGUCAACAUCGAGGAGGGCGACUGCGUCAAGAAGUGCCCCUCGGUCAACAUGACCCUGGCCGCCGACUCCUGCAGAGAGCGCCGGCACAUGGCCAUCAAGGUGGUGCGGGUGCCGGAAAUCAACGACCUCAGGGCCCUGGUGGAGGACCCCCGGCUGAACCUGAAGAUCAUCCAGCUGGUGAGGGACCCCAGGGGGAUCCUGUCCUCCAGGAUCGAGACCUUCCGGGACACCUACCGCCUGUGGAGGAUCUGGAGGGCGACAGGUCGCAAGCCGUACAACCUGGACCUGAGCCAGCUGACGGUGGUGUGCGAGGAUUUCCUCAACUCGGUUUCCACGGGCCUGAGUCAGCCCCACUGGCUGAAGGGGAAGUACAUGCUGGUGAGGUACGAGGACCUGGCCAGGAACCCACUGCAAAAGACAAAGGAGAUAUAUGACUACUUGGGCAUGUCCAUGGACAAGAACGUGGCCCAGUGGAUACACACGAACACUCGGGGAAGCAACGAGAUGUCGGCCAAGCAUAAAUACGGGACAGUGAGGGACUCGGCAGCCAACGCGGAGAACUGGAGGUUGAAAUUGUCUUACGACAUGGUCGACUACACGCAAACCGUGUGUCAGCAGAUAUUGCACCAGCUGGGUUACAAGGCAGUCAGCUCCCCCGAGGAACUCAAGAACAUGUCUCUCACGCUCGUUCAAGACAGAACUUUUGUACCGUUUUUGUAACUAAAGGUAGUUGUGGACAACUAUUUUUGAUAUAUUUAUAAAUGUUGCCUUAAUAUUUUCAAAUUUGCACUAAAUUUACUAAAUCUUGAAGGCACCUGAUCAGGCACCCUCAUUACAUUAGGUAUAGCACAAUACAUUUAAAAAAAUAAUAUUGUUUACAGACAUGAAUUCGGUGUAAAAUGAUUUCUAAGAGGCCAUGUUUACUUCAGAAUUUUUUUUGUUCAUUUGAAAGUGAACAAAAAAAAUAAAGCACCACCCUUCAUAAAAUUAUUGUUUGCUGGCUAUUGCAUUGACAAAAGUGAAUGUUGCCAUUUGUCCAUUUUAAGUAAUUGGACCUAAAAUAUUAGGAAAUGUACUUAAUUCCUGUGGCUGAAUUACUGAAAUGUAUGAGAACUAUUGUGCAAUAAAAAUGUGGAUGUUACAGUCAA
This is a messenger RNA of Conger conger (European conger), 2070 nucleotides long. RefSeq names its product carbohydrate (keratan sulfate Gal-6) sulfotransferase 1 (gene chst1). The transcript is spliced from 2 exons. Lineage: Eukaryota; Metazoa; Chordata; Actinopteri; Anguilliformes; Congridae. Bases 380 to 1642 code for a protein of 420 amino acids. The record is from RefSeq and is a predicted model, not a curated record. Gene Ontology annotation, molecular function: keratan sulfotransferase activity; N-acetylglucosamine 6-O-sulfotransferase activity. Gene Ontology annotation, biological process: N-acetylglucosamine metabolic process; keratan sulfate proteoglycan metabolic process; carbohydrate metabolic process. Gene Ontology annotation, cellular component: Golgi membrane.